Molecule: messenger RNA, 1541 nt
Organism: Cucurbita moschata (crookneck pumpkin)
Lineage: Eukaryota; Viridiplantae; Streptophyta; Magnoliopsida; Cucurbitales; Cucurbitaceae
Product: F-box/FBD/LRR-repeat protein At1g13570-like
Exons: 4
Coding region: 196-1446 (416 amino acids)
Molecular function (GO): protein binding
Source: RefSeq, a predicted model, not a curated record
CCUUUCACUCAACAGAAACCCCUGCCCGCCACUGCCCACUCCCUUUGAAGAAAACUUUUGCGUAUGUUUUCCAUUUUCUCCAGUCGUCUCUUUGCGCCGUCCUUUCUCCGAUCCCUCUCGAACGGCGAGCUGCGGAGCACCGCCAGGCCAUUUUCCGCCUCCUCUCUCUUGUCGGAUUGAAAGCGAAAUUUAUAAAUGGGUGACAUUUUGGAGGUGGAUCAUUUGAGCGAUCUGCCUCAGAGCAUUAUAGAAUGCAUUCUCACUAGGUUACCGAUUAGAGAUGCCAUAAGAACAAGUAUUUUGUCUAGGAGAUGGAGAUACAAAUGGACCACUCUAACUCAACUUGUGUUUGAUGAUGAUUGUGUUGCCAUGUCCAACGAUGGAAUGUAUGAAGACCUUAUAUAUUUUAUCACUCAUGUUCUUUUUCUUCACGAAGGUCCAAUUCAUAAGUUCCAUCUUUCUGCUACCUACUUACAGAAUACUCCAGAUUUAGAUCAGUGGAUGCUUUUCCUUUCAAGGAAGGGCGUCAGGGAAUUGAUUAUUGAGUUGGGAGACGGCGAGUGGUUUCGGGUGCAUUCUUGUCUUUUUAACUGUACCAAAUUGACCCUAUUGGAGCUGUAUCGUUGUGAAUUGGAUCCUCCUCCUACUUUUAGGGGAUUCUUAUGUUUGAAGAGCCUAAAACUUCAUCAAGUUCUAAUUGCACCUGAAGACAUCGAAAGUCUUAUUUCUAAUUGUCCGCUCUUGGAGAGUCUGGCGCUGUCGUAUUUUGAUAGUCUAGUGCUUAAUAUCUUUGCUCCAAAUCUCAAGUACCUCUAUCUUGAAGGCGAGUUCAGAGACAUUUAUCUUCAAAACACACCACUCUUGGUUGCAAUUUCGGUUGCGUUAUAUAUGAAUGAUGAUACCGAGCCCUUUGGCGAUAUUUCUGAUUGCAAUUUUGAGAAAUUUCUUGGUGGGGUGCCUUAUCUUGAGAAACUUACAGGGCAUAUUUAUUUCACCAAGUAUCUGAGUAUAGGUAAUAGCGCAAGAGCUCUACCAGUGUCGUAUAUCUAUUUAAGGAGUAUUGAACUGCACCAAGUCAGCUUUGAAGAUAUGAAUGAAAUACUCGUUGUGCUUCGCUUGAUUACCAGCUCUCCAAAUUUAGAGGAGCUUCAAAUUUCGGGCUCCUCAAACUCUGUGGCUGCUUCAGAAGCACCUGACUUGGACUUUUGGGAGAAUGAAUGUCCUUGGAACUGUACAUUUGGUAACCUUAAAGUUGUGAAAAUGACAGAUAUGUCUGGUGUACCACAUGAGAUGGAAUUUAUUAAAUAUUUGCUUAGAAAUUCUCUGGUUCUUGAAACAAUGAGUAUCAGACCAUGUGUCUAUGUUACGGACCGACGAUUGAAUAUGUUGAUUGAAUUGUUGAAAUUUAGGAGAGCUUCAUCUGAAGCAGAAAUUUUAUUCAUUUAAGAAUAGACGUGCUAUAACGUUCCUUUUCCGUUUAAUACCUGCUUUUGUAUACUUUUUUUAUUAAAUAGAUAGCUUUAUAGCAGCUUUUAUUGCUA